Tachysurus vachellii is the source of this 1424-nucleotide messenger RNA. RefSeq names its product cofilin 1 (gene cfl1). The record is from RefSeq and is a predicted model, not a curated record. Gene Ontology annotation, biological process: actin filament fragmentation; actin filament severing; cell motility. Gene Ontology annotation, molecular function: actin filament binding. The coding region runs from base 159 to 674 and encodes 171 amino acids. NCBI's taxonomy places the organism in Eukaryota, Metazoa, Chordata, Actinopteri, Siluriformes, Bagridae. The transcript is spliced from 4 exons. Gene Ontology annotation, cellular component: cytoplasm; actin cytoskeleton; actin cortical patch.
GAUAGCACGUGACCGUUCACGACACGCUCGUCCUCGUGUAAGUGGCGGGAGCGCGCGUUGAAGGGCGCGUCCGUGUGAGUCAAGUGUGCGAGAGCGAGAGACCGCAUCACCGCUCAUUCAAUUCCUCCUUACACACCGACUAGCACAGAGACGCCGCGAUGGCCUCCGGAGUUCAAGUCCACGAGACUGUGCUGACCAUCUUUAAUGAAAUGAAAGUGCGCAAGGCUCAGCCCAGUGAAGAGGAGAGGAAGAACAGGAAGAAGGCUGUGAUGUUCUGCCUGAGUGAGAACAAAAAGGAAAUCGUCAUGGAAGAGGGUCGUGAGGUCCUGCAGGGAGAUGAGGGUGACCCUUUCCUGGCGUUUGUUAGUAUGCUGCCCCCUGAUGACUGCCGUUAUGCUCUGUAUGAUGCCACAUAUGAGACCAAGGAGACCAAGAAGGAGGACCUGGUAUUCAUCUUUUGGGCCCCAGAGAGUGCUCCACUGAAGAGCAAGAUGAUCUAUGCCAGCUCUAAGGAUGCAAUCAAGAAGAAGUUCACAGGUAUCAAGCACGAGUGGCAAGUGAAUGGGAUUGAGGACAUCAAGGACCGAAAGACUCUUGCUGAAAAGAUUGGGGGCGCUUCGGUGAUCACCCUGGAAGGGAAACCUCUGGAUGAAUGUUGCCACCAUGGGAAAUAGCUGUAUAGCUGUUCAUUUCAACAUGGGUAGGGCAAGGGCACAUGGCAGUGAUGCUGGUGGGUGGGUUGAGUUGUUAAAGGUGACAGUUUCCAAACUCCACAAAAAUUGGCUGUCAUUCCAUUUCACAAACCAAGAACAAAAAAAAAAAAAAUCAUCAAAUGAAGACUUGUAACUGUACAUGUUUGCAGGCAGGUUUUGUUCUUUUCUGGUUCCUUUAGAUCGUUUAAGGAAAAUGAGGACGGCAACCAUUACAGUUUAACUAUUGAAUCUGCAGAAUAUUGUUCACACUUAGACUUUUUUUUUUUUUUUUUUUUUUUUUUUUUGCCAAACUUCUAGUUAAUUUUUCUAAGUAUGUGUGUAGUUGAGAUUAGGUGUAGUACAAAUUGACUUACUCCAUAAGUGACUGCACAAGAUGCAUCAAGACCAUUUUGGGAACAUGAAUAUUUUCCUUGCUCAUUCACCCUUCCUUUCUUAUUUUAUUAUUCUAAAUGAUUUAAUGAUUCCAGCUCUUUAUUUGCAGAAAAUUUACAAUCUGAUUGAAACUAUAGCACUGGUGUCAUAUUGUUCACAUUCCUUAAGCAAACAUUCUGGCUCUAUGGGAAGGCUUGAGUUGAUGAAAAAGUGAGGAGCGAUGCAUUAGGACAACCUGUGUACAGAGUUCGAAAGAUAUUGCAUAGUGGAUGUUUUGUAUCGUCUCCUUAUCUCUAAUAAAAACAAAAAAAAAUGCAAUAAACGAGACUCUGAUUUGAA